This is a messenger RNA of Carya illinoinensis, 968 nucleotides long. RefSeq lists its product as uncharacterized. NCBI's taxonomy places the organism in Eukaryota, Viridiplantae, Streptophyta, Magnoliopsida, Fagales, Juglandaceae. The coding region runs from base 127 to 693 and encodes 188 amino acids. The record is from RefSeq and is a predicted model, not a curated record. The transcript has a single exon.
CUUACUUGUCAUGUGGUAGUCUUAUAUAUAAUAUAAUCCGAAAUAUACUAAGCUAAAGCUCAAGGCCGGUCUUCAUCUCCCAUCUUCAUUUCCUUUCCCAACUCAGAAAUUCCAUCAAUCUGACGAAUGUUCAGUGGUAGCCCUGAGCUUUCCCAAAAGUCCCUUCAAAUGAAGCAAGAUGAUAAGUUGAUCUUCUCUAAGGCUUUUUCCAGAGAAAGCUCCGUGGCUAACCCUUCUCUCAGGGUGUAUUAUGGAGGAGCUUCUGGUGCUGUUCCCUUCAUGUGGGAGUCUCGCCCUGGUACCCCUAAACAUCAUACACUUUCCGACACUGCGCUUGUACCCCCUCUCACUCCCCCUCCUUCCUAUUAUAGCAGUUCCAAUAAUAAAAAGUCCGUUAAGAAGAACAACUCAAGAUCCAAUCUCUUUUACGCUUUAUUCCCAAAAAUACGUCUUAGAAAAACCAAUGCGUCUCCGUCGCGCACUUCAGCAUCAUUCUCAUCAUCGGAUUCAUCAUUGUUUUCUCCAAUUACUACUACAAAGCUCAAGGGAAGGAAGCGAUUUUUAAGCCAAGGCUCAUCCUUCGAUUCCAGGGAAGAUCAUGAUGACGGGACCGUUCGUUCACCAACUUCAACAUUGUGUUUUGGCAUCGGUAGAGUACUGGCUAGCUCUGGCAGUACUGGGCCUCGCGGCUGACCGGUUGUAAUAUUUUGAAAGAAAAAAGGCCUUGUUGUUAAAGGUAAGAAAUUGAUAUGUAGGCGCGCUGCCUACAUACUUGCCUUGUUUAUGUUGCCUCAUUUGUUCGAUUGUAGUAACUAGUUAUCUAAACUACCUAAACUUUCUGAAAUUUAUGGUGGUAAACCUUGUUUAUUAUCAUAUCUAUCUGAAAUAAAAGAAAGUUGGGUCCCAAUUAAAAUGUAUCUAAACCAUGUAAUUUAUCAACAAAGCUCGUCCUUGAUCUUGUUCUUAUA